Macrosiphum euphorbiae (potato aphid) is the source of this 252-nucleotide messenger RNA. The record is from the annotation of a GenBank genome assembly. Lineage: Eukaryota; Metazoa; Arthropoda; Insecta; Hemiptera; Aphididae.
AUGCCUGCAAGUUCUACUAUGUUCAUGACAAGUUCUAUUGCUUGCGUCGUGGACCUGCUUUUCAUGAACCUGAAUUCUCCGACUGAUUCUGACCUUCAGCAGCCUUUCAAAAAGUUUUUAAAUCGAAUCGAAGACACAACGGCCUUUACGACAAUGACUGAUCAAGAAGUGGCUUUGUCCCGUUCUGGAGCAGUACAAGCAGCGCUGCUUUCCAACUCUCGAAGAAGUGGCCUGUCUUUGGGCAGCCAUUAA